This is a messenger RNA of Galleria mellonella (greater wax moth), 3736 nucleotides long. RefSeq names its product alpha-soluble NSF attachment protein (gene alphaSnap). Gene Ontology annotation, biological process: intracellular protein transport; SNARE complex disassembly. Gene Ontology annotation, molecular function: syntaxin binding; soluble NSF attachment protein activity. The transcript is spliced from 6 exons. Gene Ontology annotation, cellular component: SNARE complex; vacuolar membrane. The record is from RefSeq and is a predicted model, not a curated record. The coding region runs from base 129 to 1007 and encodes 292 amino acids. Lineage: Eukaryota; Metazoa; Arthropoda; Insecta; Lepidoptera; Pyralidae.
GAUGACAGCCAACGACGGGAUUUCUCUCUCCGGCGAUAAGUCGUUGACGACAUUUUGUCAAUAAAUUGUAGAAUAAAUUGAAAAUCGUAGGAAUUUUCUUAGUGCUUAGUGUUAAAUAAGCCACAAAAAUGGCAGAUAAUGAACAAAAAGCAAUGCAACUAAUGGCGGAAGCCGAAAAAAAGUUAAAUUCGUCGAAAACCUUUCUCGGGUCACUUUUUGGUGGCUCAUCAAAAGUGGAAGAGGCGGUGGACUGCUACCUUCGCGCCGCCAACCUCUUCAAGAUGGCAAAGAAGUGGCCCCAAGCUGGUCAGGCGUUUUGUAAUGCUGCCCAGUUACACCUGAAGGCUGGGGUGCGUCAUGACGCAGCAACCAACUUCGUAGACGCUUCCAAUUGCUACAAGAAGUGUGACCCUAAUGAGGCUGUGUCGUGCCUGUUGAAAGCAAUCGAGAUCUAUACUGAUAUGGGCCGUUUCACCGUCGCUGCAAAACAACAUCAGAACAUCGCGGAACUGUACGAGACGGAGUGCGUGGACCUGGCGCGCGCUAUGCAGCACUACGAGCAGGCGGCCGACUACUUCCGAGGCGAGGAGUCCACCUCCUCCGCCAACAAGUGCAUGCUCAAGCUCGCCCAAUACGCCGCUCAGCUCGAGCAUUACGACAAGGCCAUACAAAUAUAUGAACAGAUUGCCAAAUCGUCCCUGGACAACAGCCUGCUGAAGUACAGCGCCAAGGAGUACAUGUUUCGCGCGGCGCUGUGCCACUUGUGCGUGGACCUGCUCAACGCGCAACACGCCAUCGAGAAGUACUGCGGCCUCUACCCGGCCUUCGCCGACACCAGGGAGUGCAAGCUCAUCAAGGAAUUAAUUGAACAUCUCGAGGAACAAAACAUAGACGCGUUCACCGAAGCGGUGAAGACUUACGACAGCAUAUCCCGGCUGGACCAGUGGUACACAACGAUGCUCGUUCGCAUCAAGAAACAAAUCAACGACAACCCCGACCUGCGUUGAGUCACCCGCUUCUCUAUGCCCGACGCCGUCACCGCUGCGUGAGUCUUGUCUAUGGUACGGAUGGAAUUCAUUUUGUCUAUAGUCAAUCGUUUUUAACGGUUUUGUUAUUUAAUCUGUAUUCGAUUAAUGCGCAAAAUCGAUUGUUACUUAACGUUGUAUUUUAUUGGUAAUUAGUAUAUUUUCUAAUUUUUUUUUUUUUUUAGAACUAUCGGUAGUUUAAUAAGUAAUAUAUCACUUUUUGCAGCGAACUUGUCAAUAGGAAUUUAAUUAUCUUAUAUUAACAUAUAUGUUUUCUUUUAUUCAUAUGCGCAUGACAAUGCAGUAAUGAAUAAAAGAAACUUAUAUUUAAUUUGUUUUGUCAAUUAUUUUUUAAAAAGACAAAACAUUUAAAGAGUUAUAAUUGAUUUAUAGCUUUGCCACUGAGCAAUUUUGUUGGUAUUUCUUAAUUGAUGGAUUUAAUUGGAAAGUUUAUAUGUACAAGAAAGGUUAAAUCUACAAAUAUAGAAUGUAAAAAAUAACCACGUGUUUGUUACACUUAAAAAAAAAAUAAACGUAAUCAGGAAACCUUAUACCAAUAAAGUAUUAAAUAUUGACUGAAGGUCAAAGCAAUCAAUUGUAUAAAUACAAAAUGUUAUGUACUACAACGGCGUCGGUUAAACUAAUUUCCUUUUAACAAUCUUGUAGUAUAUUCAUAUGCCUAUUUCAAUAUAAUGGUUAGGCGAACAAGUUCAUGUUACACUAUUGUUCAACGUAUUUAUGUACCUAUAUAUAUUAAUAAAUAAUCUCAAUUAAUUAACAAUAAAUACAUUUAAAUUGAAGUUUAACAUGCGCGGAUCACAUACAACGAUGGAAUAAAUAAUUCUGCGAGGCAUGGGAUUCCUUGUGUUCCAUCAGUUUUGUAUAGAAACGAGAAUGUGAAAAAGACUCCAUUUUCCGCACUUAGCCUCUCACUUGGGCCAUUGUGCGUAUGAGUAUAGAAACGAGUUUGUGGCACACUUUCACAGGAAUGACAAAUAUUCUGAAAAUGUUGCGGAGUUUCUCAGACGAUCAUUAUGAGAAGUGUUUGGCAUGUGUAUACGAAACGGUCGGCCAAUUCAAUCUUGUCUAUAUUUCUAUUCUAUUCUAUUCUAUUCUAACACAAGUGUCAAAUAACACGCAUUAUUAACUUUCUAUAUAAAAAACCGAAUCUAACUGAGUUGUGUUUAUUCAUAUGCAUAUAUAUGUGUGCUGUCGUUAUAUUCGGAAUAUUGCCUGAGCGUAUACUAUAUAUUCUUUAAAAAAUAUAUCUUUUGUCUUGAUUUUAUAGAUAUUAUCACAAUAUCUUCUGGGAAAUUUUUGAUCUUAUCACUUGCAACACUGAAAAAAUGGCGCGUUUUGUAUUGAUUUAAAAACUCCUACGAAGAUCUAUAUACAUUACGGAUGAAAUAAUUUCCUCUUCUUUUAUGAAGCACCAAUUGUAACUAAUGACUAAGUCGCAUACGACCUAGUCAUUACCUUGACUAGCUAGACUAGCAUGAUCCAUAGAUCAUGCUCUUUGCCUGUCCGAUUUUGAACAAAUUUUAAAACAAUAACAAAGUAUAUAUCAAAUUGAGUUAGCCAAAUGGCAAUUUGGUUGAUUAAAUGUUGCCAGGUUUUUGACACUCGAUGCUGUAUCUAUAUAAGCUUUUUACUUUAUAAUAAAUAGAUUUAUUAUUUAACAGUGAUCAGUAGAAGAUUUAAAUCAUGUUGAUAAUAAAGUAUUACAUUAAAAUAACAUUUGAUAUUAAAUAAAUUGGGAUUGAAUAAAUUAUUAGUAACUUGAUGACGCUAAUGUGUGAUUAUACAUUUAUAACGAUUCCAAAUUGGAACGUAAUUAAUAUUCACGUUGUAGUUUAAUUCGUAUAUAACACAUACUCCCAUUGUUUUAUAAAGAUUUUAAUGAGAUCUCAAUAUUAAUUCUAUACUGAAAGAGGUCUGCUUGUUCGUUAUUGCCAGUAGUAAAAAUAAUUAAAAAAACUUAGGGUUUUAAAGAGCCAUUUAAAUUAUAUUCUGUAACUUGAUUAUUAUAUUUUCAAUAGAAUGUACUAUAGUAGUAUCUUCGAAAUAACUAAUUUAAUUUUGCAGAGUAGAAUUUUACUUGUUUAUUUAGUAUUACCUCGACGUUGCGUCCAGGUUACUCGAAAAAUGUAUGAGUUAAUUUCGGCUAUUAGGCGAUCAAAAUGGCGGACACGAAUAGAUUAAAAUUAAAAAAAUAUAUCAUAGUUUCUUUUUCUAUUUAAGAUUCAAUCAAUGGUGUAACAUGGAUAUUUAGUAUUCAAGAUUAGGUGGUAUAAAUCUAGCAAUUAAGUUGGGAUAUAAUCGAAGUUUUUUAAAUAAAUUCGUAUUGGGUACACUGCGAACGUUCCAUAUAUUGUUAUGUUAAGUACACUUAUUUGAGUCCAAAGGUAACUCUUAUACUAUUUAAUUUAUAUUCAUUGUUUUAGUAAUUAAAAUCGCCUCUGUGUGACGUCUUUGUAUUAUAUAUAACAUUAUAUUAUUAUUUAUAAAUUUGUUUAGUCAUAAAGAAAAACCCCCAUUCCACUACAAAAUGGCGGCAAACGUCAGCCAUUUUUUGUUCUUAUUUUGAAAACUGGUUGUUGCCGUGGAACGGGGCCUAUUCUCAUUUAGAUUAAAAUAUUUGUAACAUUUAUUUAUAUUGUUGUAAAUAUUGUCUGUUUCGUUAUAAAUAAAUUUUAUAUUUUUAAUUUCAA